GAUAGAGAGAGAGAGAGAGAGAGAGAGGCAAUUUCAGUUGCAGUGCAGAGAUAGAGAGUCCAAAACCAAAAACCCAAAAAAAAAAAAAAAAAAAAAAAAAAAGUUCAAAAGUGUGAGAGAGAUCGUCAAUGGAGGAUCUAUGGAAGAGAGCCAAAGGCUUCGCCGAAGAAGCAGCGAAGAAAUCUCAAAACCUCACGAACUCAACCAAAAUCUCCGAUAUAGUCUCUGAAACUGCUAAGAAAUCCAGAGAAUUGGCUGCCGAAGCUUCUAAGCAAGCCGAUCUCCUCAAAACGGCGGCGUUUAAACAAGCCGAUCAGAUCAAAUCCUUCUCCUCUGAUAUCCUCGUUUUACCUCCUCAGCUUUCUUCUCUUUCCAUUUCCAACUCCUUGUCAUCAUCGUCUUCUUCUUCUUCUUCUUCAUCCCAUGAGCCUUCUCAGUCCGAACUCAUCAAGUUCGGCCUCGCCGACGAUCUCAUUGUCUUCGUUAAGGGACUCACUUCAACCACUUUCCAGAGCUUCCCGAUCCAAGAUGAAAUGGAGGGGUCUGAAUCGGAUGUUCCAGCUACCGCCUCGAAUGUGCGGAAAGAUCUGACCGAAUGGCAAGAACGGCAUGCCACUCUGAUCCUCACUACUGUUAAGGAGAUGUCAAGGUUAAGAUAUGAAUUGUGUCCACGAGUUAUGAAAGAAAGGAGAUUCUGGAAGAUAUAUUUUACCCUUGUUAGCAGUUACGUUGCCCCAUAUGAGAAGCGGUACGUGGAGGAGAUUAAGCUCAAAGAAGCAGAGAAAAUGAAAGAUGAACAUGCCAAGCAAACACCAUCAGUUGGAGGGACUGACCAAUCGGAAGGUAUAGAGAAGAACCUGAAGGGUAAAACAUCAAAGUCAUCAUCAGCUGAGCAAGACUUGGAUACUUUCCUUUUGGGAGAUCUUGAAGAUAGUGAUGGGGGUUCAGAUGAUGGUGAAGGGAGCUUUGAUGAUGAUUUUGACAAGAUUGACAAUUCGGAUGUUGAAGAUGAGAAACAUACAAACAAAUGACAAUUGCAUCCAUUUACGAUGCUGCCAUCAAAUAUUAUGAAGUAAAAAUGGAACUUGCUUACGGGGAUCGGUGAAGUGGAGCAGUUGUUAAUAUAUGAUGCAUUUGGAUUUGGUUAAUUGAUUUAUAGGUUUAGUUAUUUCAUACCCUAAAUAGAUGCCAUUUUAAGUUCAUUCGUUUAUUAGACAUGUGCUAUAAGCCAAGACAGGUUAUGAAACCUGCUUAUUAUCAUUUGAACUUCGACAUUGUCCAACUACUUGGCAUGCUUUGUACAGCCAACCUGAUUACCCGUUAAAGUAAAUAUGGUUUUUUAUUUAUUA
This is a messenger RNA of Ziziphus jujuba (common jujube), 1349 nucleotides long. RefSeq lists its product as uncharacterized. The record is from RefSeq and is a predicted model, not a curated record. Bases 129 to 1031 code for a protein of 300 amino acids. NCBI's taxonomy places the organism in Eukaryota, Viridiplantae, Streptophyta, Magnoliopsida, Rosales, Rhamnaceae. The transcript is spliced from 6 exons.